AUGUCUAGUAUAGUUAAAGAAAACGAAUCAGAAAUUAUAAAAAAGAAAUCUCAAAUAUCAGAUUCCUCUAGUAUAAGAAAAGCUACAUUAUUAUGUUUAAUACAUAAUUUAAAAAAAGAAACUAAUGAGCAAUUAUUUAAUGAGCUAGAAUUACAAUUAUUAAAUUUAUGUACGAAUGUUGUUACUCCUAAUGAUUUUAGUAAAUUAGGAGAAAUAUUACAAGAACUAAAACCAGUUUUAAGAAUUUUAUCAUCAAGAAGAUUGGAAAAAUUUUUAACAAAAAUAGCUGAUGUUGUAUCUUCCUCAAAAAGUAAUUAUUUAAAAAGAGCAAAUGUUCUUCAGACAUUAAUAAUUGUUGUAUUUGACAUUAAUCGUCACUAUCUUGGUUACAAUUUAUUAUUAAAAUAUUUAAAACAUUGUAACAAUAAUAAAAUGUAUAGAAAUGUUGUUAGGAGUGCUAAAAGAAUUAUUCAUACGCUUAAAAUUAUGUCAGUAAAUGAUAUUUUAAUUGAAAUUUACCUUGAAGAAAGUAUUGCAUAUUAUUGCUUAAAAAAUUAUAUGAAAGCUAAAGCUGCUUUAAUGAAUGCUAAAACUUUAUCAAACGCUAGUAACUUAGAACCUGUUAUACAGUCAAAAUUAGAUAUGCAUAGUGGAGCUAUAUUUCUUAUUGAAAAAGAGUAUCAUACAGCAUUUUCAUAUUUUUAUGAAGCUCUAGAAAGUUAUGAUGGUAACAAUAAAAAAAAAGAAGCAAUACAAGCUAUUCAAUAUUUAUGUUUGACAAAAUUAAUGAUAAAUAAACCUGAUGAGGUAAAAAAUUUUAUAUCAUCUAAAUUUGGAAUUAAAUAUUAUGGGGAGGAGCUUUAUUGUAUGGAACAAAUGGCAAACGCAGUAGCAAAAAAAUGUGUUAAAUUAUUUGAUACAGCUGCUAAAAAUUAUCCCUCCUUUCAAGAUGAUGUUGUUAUGAAAAGUUCAUUAAAACAUUUAUACAAUUUUAUGUUCGAUCAAGAUAUUUUAAGAAUUAUUAAACCAUACUCAUUUGUAGAGAUUGACUUCAUUGCCACAAAAAUUGGUUUGGCUUCAAAUAAAAUUGAGCAAAGAUUAUGUACAAUGAUAAUUGAUGGACAAAUUGAGGGUAAAAUAAAUCAUGACAACCGUUCUUUAGAAAUAAUUCCUACAACAAAAUAUGAAAAAGAUACAGAAAUACUAGAUUUAUCUCAUACACUUAUAAAAAAAGUUGAUUUAAUAACUACUAUUUCUCAGGUACAUAUAUCUUCAAUGGAUAGAUUUAAAAUUAAAAAAAAGACAUUACCAAAAGUAAUAAAGAAAAAAAUAAGAUAA
This is a messenger RNA of Strongyloides ratti, 1338 nucleotides long. Its product is annotated as 26S proteasome non-ATPase regulatory subunit 11. Gene Ontology annotation, cellular component: proteasome regulatory particle, lid subcomplex. Gene Ontology annotation, biological process: ubiquitin-dependent protein catabolic process. The record is from RefSeq and is a predicted model, not a curated record. NCBI's taxonomy places the organism in Eukaryota, Metazoa, Nematoda, Chromadorea, Rhabditida, Strongyloididae. Gene Ontology annotation, molecular function: structural molecule activity. The transcript has 2 exons. Bases 1 to 1338 code for a protein of 445 amino acids.